Messenger RNA from Manihot esculenta (cassava), 1011 nucleotides. RefSeq names its product putative expansin-B2. Gene Ontology annotation, cellular component: extracellular region. The transcript has 3 exons. The record is from RefSeq and is a predicted model, not a curated record. Lineage: Eukaryota; Viridiplantae; Streptophyta; Magnoliopsida; Malpighiales; Euphorbiaceae. The coding region runs from base 59 to 877 and encodes 272 amino acids. Gene Ontology annotation, biological process: sexual reproduction.
UAUCACACACCAAACUCAAAACAAACAUACAGCAGUUGUUUGAUAAUCAUUAAUCAUUAUGGCUAUUGUAUGUGUUCUUCAAAAGCCAUUCCCUCUUUCCAUUCUUUUACUUGUCUUUCUCUUCAACUCCUGCUACUGUUUCCACCCCAAGUCCCUCAAUUUUUCAAUAGCACAAUCUGCUUCUGAUUGGACACUCGCUGGGGCGACGUGGUAUGGGAGUCCCGACGGCGCUGGAAGUGACGGUGGAGCUUGUGGGUAUCAAGACGCUGUAGAUAGACCUCCAUUUUCUUCAAUGAUAGCAGCUGGAGGACCUUCUCUAUUUGAAUCAGGCAAAGGAUGUGGAGCCUGUUAUGAGGUGAAAUGCACCUCUAAUUCAGCAUGCUCUGGGAAACCAGCAACAGUGGUUAUCACAGAUCAGUGUCCUGGAGGCCCUUGUACCUCAGAGUCCGUUCAUUUCGAUUUGAGUGGCACUGCUUUUGGAGCCAUGGCUGUUUCUGGGCAGGCUGAUCAACUGCGUAAUGCCGGAGUCUUGCAGAUUCAAUAUAAAAGGGUUCAGUGCAACUAUCCAGGCAGGACUUUGUCCUUUCACGUUGAUUCUGGCUCAAACCCUUACUAUUUUGCAACCCUAGUGGAGUACGAAGACGGAGACGGUGACCUUGCUUCAGUUGAAAUAAAACAGGCGCUACCAUCUGACUCAUGGGUUAAGAUGCAACAAUCAUGGGGUGCAGUUUGGCAACUCAACUCCGGCUCGGUUCUACAUGCUCCAUUGUCUCUCCGGCUAACCACGCUCAAGUCAGGCGAGAGCAUUGUAGCAAGUGACGUAAUUCCCGUUGGUUGGCAGCCGGGAAAAACCUAUAGAUCAGUUGUCAAUUUCUAGAUAUAUUACAUGAUAUGAUUUCUAGUAGCUGUGUGUAUUAUUUUCCAUGGAGCAGACUUGUUAAAAUCAGAGUCCACAUGGAAACUCUUGUAAGGCUUUUUAAUAUAUAUUUAUAAACGUAGGUUGUGGAAUUA